CAGGUCCUGAUAACAAAGGGAUCUAUAAAGGGGAUCGAGAGUCCAGUGGAAAAUACACCUUUGCUGCCCACAUGGAUGGAACUUACAAAUUCUGCUUUAGCAACAGGAUGUCCACAAUGACUCCCAAAAUAGUGAUGUUCACUAUUGAUAUUGGGGAAGCUCCAAAGGGGCAAGACAUGGAGACAGAAGGUGGUGGAGAUACCUGGGAUGCUCAUCAGAACAAGCUAGAAGAGAUGAUUAAUGAGUUAGCAGUGGCCAUGACAGCUGUGAAACAUGAACAGGAGUACAUGGAAGUUCGUGAAAGAAUACAUAGAGCAAUUAAUGACAACACAAACAGCAGAGUGGUUCUUUGGUCAUUCUUUGAAGCCCUUGUACUAGUUGCCAUGACACUGGGACAAAUCUACUAUCUGAAGAGGUUUUUUGAGGUCCGGAGGGUGGUGUAAGAGUCUCCUGCAGUUCCAGAGUUCAGUUCACUGUCUACCAAACAUCCUGGUCACCAAACAAAGUCAUUUAGUUUCUGAACCCUCUUUACUGAACUGUAAAACUGAUUUGCUUAUGUUCCUUCCUAGUUAAAAAAAAAAAGAAAAGAGUUGUUUUUAUAUAUCUUCUGUAGCAAAAGCUGUGCUGAAAUCUUGUCACUUAAUUGGC
Messenger RNA from Acanthisitta chloris (rifleman), 648 nucleotides. RefSeq names its product transmembrane emp24 domain trafficking protein 2 (gene TMED2). Gene Ontology annotation, cellular component: endoplasmic reticulum; COPII-coated ER to Golgi transport vesicle; Golgi apparatus. Lineage: Eukaryota; Metazoa; Chordata; Aves; Passeriformes; Acanthisittidae. The coding region runs from base 72 to 443 and encodes 123 amino acids. The transcript has 4 exons. Gene Ontology annotation, biological process: intracellular protein transport; Golgi organization; endoplasmic reticulum to Golgi vesicle-mediated transport. The record is from RefSeq and is a predicted model, not a curated record.